Molecule: messenger RNA, 2330 nt
Organism: Condylostylus longicornis
Lineage: Eukaryota; Metazoa; Arthropoda; Insecta; Diptera; Dolichopodidae
Exons: 3
Coding region: 213-2201 (662 amino acids)
Biological process (GO): monocarboxylic acid transport; transmembrane transport
Molecular function (GO): monocarboxylic acid transmembrane transporter activity
Source: RefSeq, a predicted model, not a curated record
CGAAAAAGCUGAAUGCCUUUCUUUCGGUCCUGUUUAGAAAAUAUAAAGUACGUAAUAUAAAGUAUAUGCUUACAUUUGAAAUAUUUUAUACUAAUACGAUUCAGUCAAACUUAAAUAGGAAGUUAUACCUAAAAGUUAUUGUUUUAGAAAAAACUACGAAGCGCUAAACUUGCGUUUCUAUAAGCUGAAAAAUAUUGAAAUAAUAAAUCCCGAUGAAUAACAAUAAAAUAUUUAAUUCGUCCGAAUUUCAUGUAAAAAAUGCUGAAUGUUAUAGCAAACAAGAUGAAACUAAAGAAUAUAAAAAAGAUGAAGCAGUUGUUACUAUUCCGCCAGAUGCUGGAUGGGCGUGGAUUGUUAUGAUAUCAUCCUUUUUAUGUAACAUCGUGGUAGAUGGGAUCGUGUUUAGUUCUGGCGCUAUUCAAAUGUACAUAGUGAAUGAUUUUGGAGCCUCCCAAGGCUAUGUCGCUCUGGUGAGCUCUCUUUUAAGCGGAUUCUAUUUAAUUGCAGGACCCUUUGUAAGUGCAUUAUGUAACAGAUUUGGAUUCCGCCCAGUAACAAUAGCUGGAGCUAUAAUUGCAUCAUCAGCGUUCUGUUUAUCAUAUUUUGCAAACAGCGUUGAAUUUUUGUUUUUGACAUAUGGCAUAAUUGGUGGAAUUGGAUUUUGCUUAAUUUAUAUACCGUCAGUUAUUACAAUUGGUUACUAUUUUGAAAAAUGGCGUGCUUUAGCUACUGGAAUCGCUUUAUGUGGAUCAGGAGUCGGAACAUUUAUAUUUGCUCCUUUAACCAAAUUUUUGAUUCAACAGUCUGGUUGGAGGAACACAUUAGUAAUUCAAGGCGCCAUAAUAUUAUCGUGCGCCAUUUAUGCUAUGGCGUAUCGGCCGAUUCCACCAAUUCACUUUGAAAUUUCAAAUAAAGAGGAAGAAAUAAAUGAAAAAUUAAGUUUAAACAAAGGAGUUUCUUCAAAAAGUCAUUUAAUUAAACCUUUACCCGAAGGCAGACUUGCUUUUUCUGUUCCAAAUAGCGCAUAUAGUACAUAUAUGGGACAAGCCAGUAACUCACAUCAUCCAACAGCUUUCGAAGUUUUCAGAGCAGCUCACUUAGAAAAAAAUUUUACAAAUUUUUCUCAAAAAGGAACAGAAUUGAAAAUUUUAAAAAAAAGUAAUGUUUUGCAAAAUACAAAUGAUGUGCAAAAACCAAAUUUUAACUUAACAAAAGAACUUGCGACUCUUGGCGAGAGAGAAGAAGAGAAAGAGGAAACUGAAAGCCAUAAUUUAUUGGUGACAGAAAAAACUGUAAAAGAAAUGCAAAAUCUGUCAGGCAGGCGUCAUACCGUUUCCACGUCUAGAAGGCCGGGAGAAUUCGGCUCAAGAAACAACAAAUUAGGGAGCCAUUGUGAUAUUCGACCAAUGUACAGAGAUGAUGUUUUUUUUACUGGAUCUUUAGUAAGAAUUCCUCAAUACACGUCGCAGACAUCCCUGGCAUACCAUAUGUCAGUAACAAGACUUCCCACCACAAAGGAUUUAAGAGAACGGGAAGAGCCUGGUUGUAAAAUUUUUCCUGAAGCUUUUAUGCGCACAUUGUCAACCAUGUUAGAUGUCGAGCUACUAAAAUCACCGUCGUUUAUGCUUUUAUGCACAAGUGGAUUCCUAACUAUGAUGGGUUUUUUUAUACCCUUUAUUUUUAUCGAACGUCGUGCUAUAAAAAAUGGUAUGGAUGAAAAUACUGCCAAUUUCAUUAUAUCCGUCAUUGGUAUAACAAAUACCGUUUCUAGGAUUGUAUGCGGUAUGAUGAGUUCUUUCAAAAUUAGUGCAUUGCAUCUAAAUAAUGUUGCUAUAACUGCUGGCGGAGUUGCAACUUGUUUAAGUUGUUAUUCUAUCACUUCAGGCGUUCAGUUUUCUUAUGCCGUUAUGUUUGGUAUUUGUAUUGCAUGUUUCUCUGCUUUGAGAUCCAUAAUUGCUGUAGAGCUAAUGGGACUGGAAAAACUAACAAAUGCCUUUGGAUUUUUAAUGCUAUUUCAAGGAUUAGCUGCCGCUAUAGGUUCACCAAUAGCAGGGUUCUUCUAUGAUUAUACUGGAAGUUAUAAUGCGUCAUUUUGGUUUGCUGGAAUAUUAAUAACAAUUUCUGCUGUCCUCUGUUAUCCUUUGAACUACGUUAAUCUUUGGGAAAAGAAUAGAAAAAAUAGAAAAAAUGAAGCACAAUAAAUUUUUCAAUUUAGUUUCAUUAACUCAUUUAAGAAAAUAGUUAUUUAUUCUGACUGAGCAUAUUAUUGUUGUUAAAGUUUUUAUACUUAUGAAUAUGUUAAAUAUUACAUGAAAUAAAUCAAUUGGAAA